UUGCCAGAGUGGGCGGGGCUGUCGUCAUCCGGAGGGAUACGUUGUUGUAGGAAGUAAAAGACUGUUCAACAUGAGUUUCCGUUACGGCCAGGGCUAUCCAGGAGGACCAGGAGCGGGCAACGUGCCACCCGGUGCUCCAUAUGGGGGUCGAGGGGGUCCAUAUGGGCCUCCCCCGUCAGCCCCAUAUGGAGGCGCAGCAGGUCCACCGGGAGGGCCUUACGGGGGAUACGGAGCCCCAGGACAUGGGGGACAGUAUGGGCCUGGACCAGGUGGUGCUCCUGGAGGGCCCUACGGGGGUUAUGGAGGACAACCUCAGGGAGGACAUUUUGGAUACCACGCUCCUGCAGGUAACAUCCCCCCUGGUGUUAACCCAGAGGCAUACCAGUGGUUCCAGAGUGUUGACACGGACCACAGCGGCUCCAUCACCCUCAAGGAGCUGAGACAGGCGCUGGUCAACUCAAACUGGUCCGCCUUCAAUGACGAGACAUGCCUCAUGAUGAUCAACAUGUUUGACAAAACGCGGUCAGGCCGUAUGGACCUGUUUGGUUUCUCAGCCCUGUGGGACUUUAUGCAGCAGUGGAGAGCGCUGUUCCAGCAGUAUGACCGAGACCGCUCAGGCUGCAUCAGUGGCCAAGAGCUACACCAAGCCCUUGCCCAGAUGGGCUACAACCUGAGUCCCCAGUUCACUGAAACAUUGGUGGGACGCUUCAGUGUGCGAGGCGGGCGGCCUGGCAUGCAGCUGGACCGAUUCAUCCAGGUGUGCACCCAGCUGCAGAGCAUGACCCAGGCCUUCAGGGAGAGGGACACGGCCUUGGCGGGCAACAUCCGCAUGAGCUAUGAGGAUUUCCUUACCAGUGCCAUCACCAGGCUCAUGUGAGCCUCCAGCCACUGGCUGUCCCACCACACUGCUGAGUGGACAGGCUGAUUCCAUCUUCAGAGUGUGCUUGGCUUCUCAAGCUGUCCCAUAAGUGCCCCCAGCUGCUGGUGUACUUGUAUGCCAGUUUACAUUAUUCUAGGGCCUGUUGCUAUAAAAUAGAUGAAGUCAAGCACCAUGGACUUGAUUGAAGCUGAGUGACUAUUUAUAAAGGAGGCUUUUCUGCAUGUCUUAUAUUUCAGCAGGAAAGUGAUUGCAGCUUCAUAGCAUCUGUCACCAUAUAGGUCACCCUGAACAGUUUUAAUUUUACCACAGAUGCCUGGUGGUGACUGUUAACCAGCUGCUUGUGAUGGCACACACAACCACACUUCUCAGUUCUCGCUGAUGCCAUCUGGAUUGGGCUUAUUAUUAGUUUAAAUUAUAUCCAAGAAGGCACCUCAUGUUUAAUCAAGAGGCCGUUGACCAUACAGCAGAGAUGCCCUCAUAACCAUCAGGACUUAAUCAGUGCAAAGACUUGACUUGUGAAGAAGAGAAAGAACAUGAAGAAACUUGGAGAAUCACUGGAGAGGAUUUUCCUCUCCCAGAGUACUUGCAUUUGAUUGCAGUAGAUUGACUAUGCCUUGCGCUAUUAACUAUACAUAUCCUGUGAACUCAUAUGCAGCCUUAAGAUUUCCCUGUGCCAUUAAAACCUAAUGUACCCUUUUGAAUUUAUGUAUAUCAGGGUUAUACAGCAUGUCCAUAGGGUACUUACACGCAAUGCUUGCACAUUAUAGCAAGAUAUGAUGUGUCAUUUAACCAAAAAGGGGCCACAAACUUCUAAUACCAGCCUAAAUUCCACUCUCACACUUAGUGAGGUUUUUAUGUCUGUUGAGGAGCUGUACAUAUUUGAACAGAUUGUAUUAGAUGAUUGUCUUGAUUAAAAACUUAAGCCUAAUAAUGAUAAAAUCCACGAUUCAGCAUUAUGUUUGCCAGAUUCAUCUCAGUGAAAUGGACGAUUGUGGGGCCAACACAUUUUAUGUAUUAGCAACUAAUGCACUUUUCUGAAAGUAUAGAUUUUGACAUCAAUAACAUGCCAUCUGGUUGCUUGUACCAAAAACUAAUAAAUGCUUUACAUGACAGAAAUUA
Messenger RNA from Myripristis murdjan (pinecone soldierfish), 1999 nucleotides. It is a transcript of the gene pef1, whose product is annotated as penta-EF-hand domain containing 1. Bases 71 to 877 code for a protein of 268 amino acids. NCBI's taxonomy places the organism in Eukaryota, Metazoa, Chordata, Actinopteri, Holocentriformes, Holocentridae. Gene Ontology annotation, biological process: COPII vesicle coat assembly. Gene Ontology annotation, molecular function: calcium ion binding. The transcript is spliced from 5 exons. The record is from RefSeq and is a predicted model, not a curated record.